AUGGAUUUGUUCUUCUGGCUCUCCAAACUCUACGAAUUCAUCCGAUUCCGAUUCCACCGUUAUCCUAAAUUCCCACUUCUUCACCUACCGUAUCUUGCAAUAAAACAAGUUAUAGAAUCUAUGAGCGUUUCGGAAAGAAUAAAACUAUCUCAAACUUCGAAACGAAUGGUACCCUAUGUCAGAAUGAGACUUCCAUUCUAUGACGUUUUCAUAAGUGAUGUGUUAUCGGGUAUCUUUAUGAAAGAACAAGGUACAUUAUUAUAUUGUGGAAGGGAAAUCCACAGGUUCGCAGGAAAAUACGAGUGUCUGACCAGCUUGGAUUACGGAGAGUGUGUAUGUCUAUUUCUAUCCGAGAUAUUCGAAACUACAAUCGAGCAGAUUUUCGAAAUUCCCGCAUUUCAAAAGUGUGGUCGAAUCGUGCUCUGCCAGGGGAAAAUCUCAUCGAUCCAUCUUGAUAAGAUAAUGGAAAUGGCCAAUGAUAAAAGAGAUAUUAUAACAAUAUACAUAGCAGUGGCACAGGAUUAUCGACACGAAAUGGCCUUCGAAUUCCGUAAUAUAGAGUAUGACGAUGCUCGUUGGGUGAGACUAGAAUACCUGUUCUCAAUGAAUAAUUGUGAGAAUGUAAAGAUUAGCCAGUGUCGACUCAACUUGUUCGAUAUCAAUACACUUAUAAAAUACUGGAUUCUUUGUCAACGGGAUAUGUUCAAAAAUUUGACAAUUCGAUUUGAGAAGCAAGAUAUUGAAUUCGAUUGGAAUGUUGUGUUGAGAGAUGUUGCUGUCGAAAAAUUGGAUAAUUCUUCUUUUUUGAUGUAA
This is a messenger RNA of Caenorhabditis remanei, 813 nucleotides long. RefSeq lists its product as uncharacterized. Gene Ontology annotation, molecular function: protein binding. The transcript is spliced from 4 exons. Bases 1 to 813 code for a protein of 270 amino acids. Lineage: Eukaryota; Metazoa; Nematoda; Chromadorea; Rhabditida; Rhabditidae. Gene Ontology annotation, biological process: embryo development. The record is from RefSeq and is a predicted model, not a curated record.